CUUAUGCCUCCCUGAUAAUACCCUCCGACGACUUCCUCGAUUCCGCCUUCCGUCGCUCACUGUUCACGUCCCCCUAACGAAUUUGCUUUCUUACGGCCAGACUCGAUGAUGAAAAGUCUCCGGAAGUCACUCAAUAGUAGCAAAGACCCACCACAGCGCAUCACUACCCCUUUACCGUCUCUGUCGAAGCCGCCCACUGCGAUCCUCCCUCCCAAGAAGGUUAUCAGGGCCCUGGGCUCCUACAAGUCAACCGCGCCCCAGGAGUUGUCCUUCGAGAAGGGCGAUUUCUUUCAUGUUCUCAACGAUGUGAACAGCCAGGGAGUGUGGUACGAAGCCCACAACCCAAUGACCGGUGCUCGGGGCCUUGUCCCUUGCAAUCUAUUCGAGGAGUUCCAGAAGGGUACACCAAAGCCUCGCACACCAACUACUUCGACAUUCAAGACCAGCCCACCUAUGGGCUUUGCUGCCCCUCCUGUGAAACCUCAAGCCUUCUACGCCGUCGUUCUCCAUGACUUCACUGCCGAACGUGCUGACGAACUGGAUGCAAAGGCGGGCGAUCCUAUCACCGUUGUCGCUCAAUCAAACCGAGAAUGGUUCGUGGCGAAGCCGAUCGGUCGACUCGGACGACCAGGCCUCAUCCCUGUCUCGUUCGUCGAGGUCCGCGACCCCGCGACGGGGCAACCAGUGCGCGACGCCAUGGCCCUCAUUGACGGAGGGGCUCUGCCCCGUGUCGAGGAAUGGAAGAGAGCCAUGAUGACUUACAAGCAGAACAGCAUCUCGCUCGGCGUGUUAGAUGAUCCCGCCGCGAUGGGCUUGAAGUCGGCCUUUUCAAACUCCAAUUCCCCCGUUGCUGUCGUUCAACCACCGCUCCCUCCACUUCCACAACUGACGCGACAGCCAUCGCCCCCUGUUCAAGACCCGCGUCCCCCAUCGCCGAAGUUGCUGCCGGAGGGCAUCCUCCUGUCCGCCGACGUCAAAUCGUUCCAUUAUGAGAUGGAGGAGUACUGGUACCGAGUACACUCCAUCUUUCAGCCCUAUCCUCCGCCAGGUUCCCAAGCGUUGCCCCCAGCCAGGCAACUUGUCUUAUUCCGAUCUUACAACGACUUCUACGACUUCCAAGUAGACUUCCUCGACGCCCAUCCCGAAGAGGCGGGGCGAGUCGAAGGUCGCCCGCGUGUGCUGCCUUACAUGCCAGGCCCCGUAAACGAAGUCGACAACGAGGUUGCUAAUAAGCGACGAGCGGAACUCGACGAGUACUUACAUAACCUCUGCGAGCUCCGGCACGAGUACCGGUAUCUCCUGGAGCAUUACCUUGUUCGAACGUUCCUGUCUCUGAAGCCCGGUGACGCCGAAGUCGAGGUCGAACCUCGGACGAAGGAGAUUGACGCCCUGUUCCGGACGUCAUACGUCGAUCAGGGUGGCUACGAUAAUGUCGAGGCGGACUACCAGACAGAGCGCAUGUCCCGGUUGCGCGUCUCCAGUGCUACGGACGACCGGAGCGACGUGUCCGACUACGAAGAUGACGGUGGCGUUCCCCCGCCACAGGACCGUGACUCCUACCGCGACGGCGCUGACGAGGCAUCGCCAUACCUGGCGGCCGAACAGAAUUACAACACCUACAAUACUACUCAGCCCCUGCGGCCUAGGUCGAGGAACACCAAUGGUAGCGAUCGCGGGGAGAAUGGCGAUUUGAGGUACUCGCAAGCCUCUGUCUCCGCCUUACCCCCGCGGUCAGACUCGUACCAGAAUGGCCAGUCUCGUACGUCGCUCGCAUCCUCUCAAGGCCCCACGAACGGUUCCGGGCGAGCUUCGCAGGCGGAGUCUACGCGGACAUCGACGUCGGGUCGUUCCCGAUCUCAGUCGCACGCCGCUGCCUAUGCGCCCCCCGUGUCUGCAUCCAACCCACAGAUUGCGUACGUCAAGAUCAAAAUUUUUGCGCAGAACGCGGAGGAAAUCGUGGCAAUCCGCGUCCAUCCCCGUGUUACGCACUUGCAGCUCAUGGUCAAGGCGUCCGAGCGACUGCAGAACCGUGUAGGGAAGCUGCGAUACCGAGACAGUGUGUCGGAGUCGUUCGUAGAGUUGGAAGGCGACGAAGACCUUCGCUAUUGGCUAGACAAUACGGAGCGGCACGUCCUCUACGCCGGGUAACCGUGCGCGCCGAAUGACCUGUCUCCAUCUUUGCCAUUUCUCACUAUCUUAUUACCUUGCUAGCUUCGACCGUCAUCUGUAAUAUCUCUCGCUUUACGAGCAGAACAUUUCUCUAUAGCUGUGUCCUUCGUAUGGUAUAAUGUUGUAGUUUUUCCUGAUUGUCCUGUAGCACUGUGAUCAAUAUGGAACAGCGUGUACUUCGUUCGAAUGUAACAGACUUGUGCAACCGU
This is a messenger RNA of Fomitopsis serialis, 2378 nucleotides long. RefSeq lists its product as uncharacterized. Gene Ontology annotation, cellular component: mating projection tip. The record is from RefSeq and is a predicted model, not a curated record. The transcript is spliced from 2 exons. Bases 106 to 2148 code for a protein of 680 amino acids. Lineage: Eukaryota; Fungi; Basidiomycota; Agaricomycetes; Polyporales; Fomitopsidaceae. Gene Ontology annotation, molecular function: protein binding; phosphatidylinositol binding. Gene Ontology annotation, biological process: conjugation with cellular fusion.